Messenger RNA from Ostrea edulis (European flat oyster), 5774 nucleotides. RefSeq names its product kinesin-like protein KIF14. The coding region runs from base 262 to 4803 and encodes 1513 amino acids. The transcript is spliced from 31 exons. The record is from RefSeq and is a predicted model, not a curated record. Gene Ontology annotation, biological process: mitotic spindle organization; microtubule-based movement. Gene Ontology annotation, molecular function: microtubule motor activity; microtubule binding; ATP binding. NCBI's taxonomy places the organism in Eukaryota, Metazoa, Mollusca, Bivalvia, Ostreida, Ostreidae.
CGAACAAGGAGGCCAUUUCAAAUAUGAAUGUAAACAUGAAAAGGUGGGAAGACUGAUUGUGAUGUAUGUUACACAGAGUGAAUGAAAAGAUGUAAAAAAUUUAUGAAAACAACCUUUAUUAAUAGAAGAGAAUGUGUUUAAGAAUAUCCUCAUGUAGUUCUUGAACGGAAUAGGCAGGUGCGUUAAAUGUCGAAAAUGACGAAACGUGGACCGUCCAUGGUGGUAAUUUGAAAUCGUUUAGUGUAAGAAAAAGGUGUGAAUAUGGCCACUACACCAGCAAGUGCUCAAAGAAGUAGGUCUAUCAAAGGAAAACGUGUUUUACCGGUGGUUCCAGGGGGUACACCGCGGGAGAAAUCUCCGUCUGUGACCAAAUCGGUCACCUUCAACCGACAGACCGUGGAAACAUCAAUUGGGGGAACACAGAGCGUAACUAGACUAAAACAUGACCCUCUCAGUUUGUCAGUCAGCCUGUCAAUUAAUGAAGAUAUCUCCAGCAUGUCUUCCACGGAGGAGGAGUCGGUGCUCCGUGAGAAAGUCCCCACCCCCAGGCAACCGAGCCGUCUCCCCGUGUACAGGUCUCCCAAUGCCAGUGGGGGGACACCAAGAUCAAAAUCUCCUCCAUCAUGGAAUUCAGAUAAUAAAGAAAAUUUUCUUACGCCAGCUAAGGAUGCACGGCGUGUGACGUUGGAGAACCAUGCAGACUUAAGCAGUCCGGACCAACUUUAUGGCUCGAAUAUGAGGACACCACUCAGAAGAUACACAUUAGAUGAUAAGAUUCUGGGAACACCAGAGUGUUACUCGGCUGUGCAAAUGGAUCUGCCUCGGUACGAAAUGAUGUAUGAUAAGGAGACAACCUUAUACGAGGAACUUGAAGACAGUUCUAGUGUGACAGUAGCUGUUCGAGUUCGUCCCUACAGCACAAGAGAGUUGAGUGAUGCAAAUGUCCGUUGUGUGGUGUCGAUGGAUGGCAAUGAGACUGUGGUCAGUUCUCUGUUGGAUAGUGGUCACCACUACAGAUUUAACUUUGACUUCUCCUUCUGGUCAUUUGACAGUUCACACCGUGAAUUUGCUGGUCAGGAGCGAGUGUAUCGCCAGCUGGCCCAGCCCCUGCUGGUCAAGGCAUUUGAGGGAUACAACACCUGUCUGUUUGCUUAUGGUCAAACAGGCAGUGGAAAAAGUUACAGCAUUAUGGGACACGGGAGUGAGGUGGGAAUCAUUCCCAGAUUCUGUGAGGAGCUGUUUUCCCGAGCCUAUCACAACCAGGAGGUCACCAGGGACUCAGAAAUGGUAAAAAUCAAUGUGGAGAUUUCUUUCUUUGAAAUCUACAAUGAGAAAAUACAUGAUCUGCUGGCAUCUGCCAAAGAGAAAGGAGGAAAGAAGCCUACGCUAAAAGUACGAGAACAUCCUGUCCUAGGUCCCUAUGUAGAAGGACUUUCUACAUAUGUUGUCAACUCAUUUGAAGAUGUUGAGGGAUGGAUAACACUCGGAAACAAGAAUCGUGCCACAGCAGCAACAGGAAUGAACGACAAGAGCAGUCGUUCACACUCAGUCUUCACGCUCGUUCUCACACAGACCAGGGACUUAAUGUGUGAUACAGAGACAGAGGAAAUAGAAGGCAUUCAACAUGACCACUCCAUCACCAGUAAAAUUAAUCUGGUAGAUUUAGCUGGCAGUGAAAGGCAGUCACAGGCUCAAACUUCAGGGGAAAGACUCAGGGAAGGUGCUAAUAUCAACAAGUCCCUGUUAACCUUGGGGAAGGUAAUUUCUUCUCUAUCAGAGCAGUCCAUUAUGGGAUCCAAGAAGAAAAAGUUGUUUACUCCAUACCGGGACUCGGUUCUUACUUGGCUUCUGAAAGAGAGUUUAGGAGGAAAUUCCAAGACAGCAAUGAUUGCGACCAUUAGCCCAUCCCAUCACCACAUUGAGGAGACACUCAGUACACUUCGAUAUGCAAAGCAGGCCAGAGCCAUUGUAAACUCAGCACGUGUCAAUGAGGAUCCCAAAGCUCGGAUGAUCAGAGAACUAAAGGCUGAGAUUGACCGUCUACGGAGUCAGAGUGGUGUUAUGAAUGAGGAUCAGCAGUCAGCCAGUUUGGCGGAGAUUUCAGCCCUCAAGGAAAAGCUGGCUGUCAGGGAGAAGGAGAUGGAGGAGAUGACGAGAUCGUGGUUGGAGAAGCUGAGGCUCUCAGAAGAAAGAAAGGCAGAGGAGGCCAAGCAGUUGGAGAAAGCUGGCAUAACUUUCAAGGUGGACAAUAAACUGCCAAACCUAGUGAAUCUGAAUGAAGACCCCCAACUGUCGGAGAUGUUAUUGUAUGUCAUUAAGGAGGGGCAGACCAGGGUUGGGAGGAUGUGUGCAAGCUCUAAACACGAGAUCCAGCUUAACGGAGCACUCAUAGCCGAUAACCAUUGUAUCAUAAACAAUGAGGAAUGUGUUGUAAGCAUCACUCCAAUUGAUGACUCCCCCACCUAUGUCAAUGGCAAUCUCAUCUCGGAGCCGAGCAUACUACAUCACGGUGACAGAGUGAUUCUGGGUGGAGAUCAUUAUUUCAGGUUCAACCAUCCAAUAGAAGUGAGCAACAAACAGACUACACCUGCUCAGCAGGAGAUGAAAGAUUUUGAGUUUGCCAAACAGGAAGUGCAGAGAGUGCAAGAAGCCAGAUUACAAGCUGAGCUGGAGGAGGCCAGGAAGCAGGCCCAGGAGGAGAUGUUCCAGGAGCUGGAGAAAGCGAAGAGGGAGGCUGAGAUGGAGUGGAACUCGCGGAAAACAGGGUACGAAGACCGGCUGGUUGAACUGGAGCAGUCAAGACAGGAGGCUCAGGAGUUUAUACAGAAACUACAAAAACAAAAAAUGCUAUUGGAACAGGAAGUAUUAGCUGGCAGAAAGCGACAGCAGUUAGAGGCCAAAGCCGCAGAGAAAGUUGCUAGCCAGCCAGAUUCUGCCAGAGGCUCUCGUCUAUUAGAGUUUCUUGAGACUGAGAAACAGAAAGCAGCCCAGAGAAUUGAAGAGGUGAAGCAGAGGCGAUCAGAGAUGAUGUCCAUUACACGACGAAAUGGUUUCCUGGAGUCGGGGAAAACUGACCUGUAUAAGGUGGCUCUGUUGCUGAGAGAGGCCAACAAAAUAAGCCAGCUGCUGAAGAAACAUACGACAUUCUGUAGAUUUGAUUAUCUGGAGGAUGACAGAAUGAAAACCAAGAUCAAAGUGACCAACACCAAGCUGGGGGUCUGUACAUUCUGGUCUAUUGUCAAGUUUGAGGACAAACUGAUGCAGAUGAGAGAUUUAUACCAGAAUGAUGCCGACAGCUCUGGUGAUGAUGAGUUAUUCAAUGAUCCCAGUGAUAAAUGGGAGCAGGAUCUCUCCAGCACUCCAGGGAGAUCACCAAAAAGCCGUAUUCAUCGCCGAUCCUCGAUGACGUCACCAUACAGAUCAAGUGUUUCCGGUUUCAAUGCCAGUCUCAUGAAAGGUUCUGUAAGCAGUCUACCAGAGUGCCUGAGUCCUCGUCAUCCUUCCACAGACUCUGUACUUAACAUCUACAAAUGUCAUGCACUGACAGUCAUGGACAGUUUCCAGACUGACCACAUGGAGGAGAGUAUAGCAGACAAAAUCACUAGUUCCUGUGGUAAAAUUAAGAAUGCUGUUCUGAGGAUACGAGACUACCACAGCUGUUUUCAUAAUGACAGUAUUUCAGAAGGUCUACCAUAUGAAGUGAUUCCCACAGAUGGACUUGAACUGGUGUCCAACCUCCAGUGUUUGACCACUUGUUCUGCUGUAUGGUCCUCCUUGUACAUGAGGGAGCAGCUUCAGUCAGCCAUUAUACGCGACCUCACCCACAAACUCAAGGACCAAGUCAAGGUUAUAGGAAACCAAGUGGUUCUCUUCUUCCAGGGUUGUGAGGGUGAGAUAGAAAGUCUGAUCCAGGAAUCCAGCUGUAAUAUAAUAGAGAAUGUGAUGAGUGUUUGUCGUAUUACUGGAGAGCUGGCCCUGGCUACAGACACUAGAAUGGUCAGUCUGGAGGUCAUGCAGAUGGAUGAUUCUUCUACUUCAGACAAGGUAAAUGCAGAGGUGUGCCAGUCAUUCCUAAUGGGUUGUGAUGAACUGGUGGACAAGAGUUUACAGAGUGCCAUAUCUUCAUUGGAAGAAAUGGAGUCUAAGGCUCAACAACUGGGGGACAUCUCAGCAGCCAAAAUUAACUUAGGAGAAGUACCUAGAAGUGUUGAAAUUAUAAUUGGCUCUGCCAGAGAUCUGCUAGAAAAGUGUCAGGAAGUUCAAGUGGAGAUAAACAUGAGCAUUCGGGAUAGUUUUCAGUCUAUCCCCACCUCCUUCUACAGUAUGAGCUACAAGCGAUGUCGUGGUCUAGUGACCCAGAUAAGUAAUCUUUUGGAGACUGUGAACCUUUUGAUGCAGAGUGUUCAGCCUGUUGUGCAAGGCAAGGACAGUGAUGUCAGAAAACUGUGUAGGUGUGCUGAGUUAAUACAGAAAGGUGCUUUACGGUUAAUCUCUAUGUCCUCUAAAGACAAGGUCAAGGACACUGACCUCUCAGAUGCUUCUGUGCUAUCAGACUCACAGUCUGAACAACUGGAGCUUGCAGUGAAAGAACUGUGUUCAGCAACCAAAUCUCUCAUUGAACAGACUGAAAAAGUUGCUCAGAUCGAGACCCCCAGCACCACCCCUCGGGGAAAACGUCUGUUACCCGUGUCUCCUGAUAAAGCUCUGGUAUCUCUCAAGAGGAACAUUUCUAUAAUUAGAACUCCUGUAGGAAGUGGGGACAUAGGCCAGAGACGAGUUAGAAAUCAAACUGAAUCUCAGUGAAAUUAUUGAACAAAGGAAUCAUAUACAUGUAUUUAAUAAUAUAUGCAAGCAUACCAAGGGGCUUUUUUAGUGAAGGUUAAAUUAAUCAUGCUAUGAUUACAGUAUCACCCCCAGGUAAGGCCUUAACACUUCAGAUUUGUAAAGAAAUAACAAUAAUAGGUCUUGUCAGAGAUAAACAAUGUAUGAAUGAUUAAUUUUGUGGUACGAGGGGUGUUUAUUCUUUCCAUGGACAAUAGAUGUGGGGAGACUUAUAUGGAUGUGGAUGAUUACAGUGGCGAAUAUGAUCCAUGUUUAUUUAUAAAAACUUGCAAUGUGAAAACAAUUGUUAUGGGUAUGCCUGUUAAUCUUUGUAAUCAUGUUUUCAGUGCUAUGUGCUUCAUCCUCUAGUUUUGUUAUACGUUUCAAUUUUUGCAAUAACAGAUCUUAAACAUGAUGAUUAGUGUUAGUGCCAAGAAAAAUGAAAACUGGAAAUAAAUUUUGAGAAAAAAUGGAAUUUUGUAUAAAUUUCUUACAUGUACCAUGGGCUAUGAUCUAGACAUCUAUCAAUAUUUGAAGAGAGAUACAUGUACUUAUUAUGUCACUGCAAUAUAAAACUUGUAAACAGUGUGUAACUGUAUAAUAUAUAGUCAUACUAUGAUAUGCCAAAGUGCAAUGUAAUGUAGUGUUGGAGUUAGUUGUUAUUUGUAGAUUAAUGAAUUUCUGCAAAAUAUGCUUUUAUUUAUUGCGUUUUACUUCAAAUGGUGAACAAGUAUCAUAAAUAGUUUGGACUAAACAUCUUUUCACUGUAAACCUUUCGAGUGCACUGAUGGUGCACAUAUUUGACAGGAACUAUAAAAUUCAAUAUGUGUUGGUGCUUUUAAGCAUAUCCAGUACUGUACAAAAACAAUACAAAAUAUUUCUGUAGUGGUAUUCUCAGUGUCCAGGAAUGUGUCACAAUUGCAAUUAUGAACAAAUAAAUUCCAGUCUGUAAA